Messenger RNA from Myiozetetes cayanensis, 4673 nucleotides. RefSeq names its product UV radiation resistance associated (gene UVRAG). Lineage: Eukaryota; Metazoa; Chordata; Aves; Passeriformes; Tyrannidae. Gene Ontology annotation, cellular component: endosome; lytic vacuole. Gene Ontology annotation, molecular function: SNARE binding. Gene Ontology annotation, biological process: SNARE complex assembly. The record is from RefSeq and is a predicted model, not a curated record. Bases 92 to 2158 code for a protein of 688 amino acids. The transcript is spliced from 15 exons.
UGGCUCCGGAGCGGCGGCCGGGCCGGCGCCGCCGCCGCCAUUAACCCCUGACAGCCCGGCGGCCCCGGCUCCGCGGGGACCCGCCGUGACCAUGAGCUCGGCCGCCGGCCCCGCCGCCCUGCCGCCCGGCUCCGCCGCCCGCGCCCUGCACGUGGAGCUGCCCUCGCAGCAGCGCCGGCUGCGUCACCUGCGGAACAUCGCUGCCCGCAACAUCAUCAACAGGAACGGCUACCGCCUGCUGGACACCUACUUCACCCUGCACCUCUGUGAUAACACCAAGAUAUACAAAGAAUUUUAUAAGAGUGAAGUGAUCAAGAAUUCUCUGAAUCCAACCUGGAGGAGUCUGGACUUUGGGUUGAUGCCUGAUCGUCUGGAUACCUCUGUGUCUUGUUUUGUCGUGAGGAUCUGGGGUGGCAAGAAGGAGCAUUUCCAGCUUUUGAUUGAAUGGAAGGUCAAUCUCGAUGGCUUAAAGUACUUGGGCCAGCAGAUUCAUGCAAGAAACCCAAACGAGAUUAUUUUUGGUCUCAAUGAUGGUUAUUACGGAGCUUCAUUUGAACAGAAGGAUCACUCAGGUACCCUGAAGAACAGCCUUCUCCAGGUGGAUCAGAACUGUGUCCGUAACUCUUAUGAUGUCUUCUCUUUGCUUAGGCUCCACAGAGCCCAGUGUGCAAUUAAACAGACUCAGGUAACUGUGCAGAGGAUAGGGAGGGAGAUUGAAGAGAAGCUGAGAUGUACAUCCACACGGAACGAGCUGAAGAAGGAGAGUGAAUGUUUACAGCUGAAGAUCCUGGUGCUACGUAAUGAACUGGAGAGGCAGAAGAAGGCCCUUGGUCAAGAAGUAGCCUUGUUGCACAAGCAAAAAAGUCGUUUGAGUGACAGAGAAAAUGCAUUUGGGACUGAAUAUGAGAAACUUGGAGAGCACAACGAAUCCCUGGGAGAAUUAAGGAAGGAAUGCACUGCCAAGAGAGAACAGCUUUUGAAGACAAACGCCCAGCAGACUAUCCGAUGCAAGCAGCUGCUGUCAGAGCUGUCCUACAUCUACCCCAUUGAUCUGAAUGAUCAGAAGGAUUACUUUGUUUGUGGAGUCAAGCUUCCUAAUUCUGAAGACUUUCAAGCGAAGGAUGACGGAAGCAUCGCCGUUGCCCUGGGCUACACUGCUCACCUGGUUUCCAUGAUCUCCUUCUUCCUGCAAGUGCCACUCAGGUAUCCCAUCAUCCACAAGGGCUCCCGCUCCACCAUCAAAGACAACAUCAACGACAAACUCACCGAGAAGGAGCGAGAAUUUCCUUUAUAUCCAAAAGGAGGGGAGAAGCUUCAGUUUGAAUAUGGAGUUUAUCUUCUCAACAAAAAUAUAGCACAGCUUAGGUAUCAGCAUGGGCUGAGUACUCCAGAUCUAAGGCAAACUCUUCCCAACCUGAAAAACUUCAUGGAGAUUGGGCUAAUGGUGAGAUGCGACCGGCACCACACGUCCAGCGCGAUCCCCGUUCCAAAGAGACAGAGCUCCAGCUUCGGCAGGUUGCACGUUGGCUUCUCCAGUGGGCUUCCUUCCCCGGACAAGGGACUCCGGAAACGAGCCAGCACCGGCAACGAGAGACUGCAGUACAAAACUCCUCCUCCCAGCUACAACUCUGCUUUAACACAGCCUGUGGCCGUCCCAGCCCCCGCGGGGGAGCCGGAGAAAACGGCCGGGCCCAUCAGCUCUUCCCUGGACACCUCCCUGGACUCUUCCAAGGGGAACGCCAGGAAAGGCGAGGACUUGUGCGGCAGCUUGAACGGGGAGAGCGGGAGCCUGAAGCCGCGCCGGGGCCGGCAGGAGCCUUCCCCGGGCCCUUGCAGUGCAAUAAACGGGGCGGUGGGGCCGGGCCCCGGGAUCCAGGAGCAGGGCCAGGAGCAGGGCCAGGAGCAGCCCCGCCAGCUGCCCGGGCCCAUGCUGUGCUGCGCCGUGGAGCAGGCUGAGGAGAUCAUGGGCAUGGAGGCCACGGCCCUGGGCUCGGGGGACCAGCUGGAGGACUUCAACUCCAUCCCGGUGGAGCACGCCGUGGCCGUGGAGUGCGACGAGCAGGUGCUGGGGGAGUUCGAGGAGUUCUCCCGCAGGAUCUACGCCCUCAACGAGAACAUGUCCAGCUUCCGCAGGGCCCGCAAGAGCUCGGACAAGUGAGCUGGGACGGGGAGGGGGGGAAUCAGUGCUCUGGGUGGAAAUCAAAUUGCACUUAUUCUUUAUAUUAAUUAUAAAAAUAAAAAAGCUAAAGCUGUUCCUAUGGUGUUAGACAAAUGGACUUGAGCACGGUGACGCAGGAUCAUGGUAACGUGCACAGCCCCAGGUAAAGGUUUAUUCUGCUUCCAGUCCUUUUAUGUCUGGUAUUUAUAAUCUGUUGGAAUUCUUUUUUUUUUUAGGCCUUGGAAUCCAUUUAUAAAGGCUUUCCUGAAAACAGCUUUUAGUGCUGAUCAGGCCCUUCUAUGAAUAUUUGUUGAUUUCUUAAUUAUUCUUUAGAGUUAAAUUUAUUUUAAUCUUUUCAGAAGAGAAAAAAAAAAACAAACACCCUUUAAUUUAAAAGUACAUUUAUGGUAAGACAUCUUUGCCUUCUCCCAUGUACUCCUGUGUAUGCUUGAGCAAUGUAGCCAGUGUUAGAGAAAUACCAUGGAUUAGUUCCAGUUGAACAGCUUUCUCUUGGCUGGGCUCUGGAGCCUGUGAAGUUCUAGUUUGCACUGAUGGGUCUUCAGUUGGCAGUGAGGACAUGCCAGAGAAUGAGCAGCUGUGUGAUACCUGCACCUGGUUAAUCAGAAAUGACAUUUGGGGCUUUGUCCCACUCCUCCUCCAUACUCGCUCUUCCUUCCCAUGGAAACCUUGAGGAGUAAAUCACCUCCAAGGUUCUGUUCAGUGAUCUCAGCCUGACCCUUCCCCACUGGGGCUGGGCACAGGUAGAGACCUGAUGGACCCACUGCCAACACAGAGGGUUCAGCUGCCACCCUCCCAGGGGUCUGCUGGGGACACAGGGGCACUGCAGACGUCUUCCUAAAAUCCCUGGGAGCGCAGUCAGCACUUUGGAAUUAGGCAAAUGUGUGGAAUUGUUCCACCCUCUGCAGGAAGGAGGCAUUUCACAUUAUUCAUCUGAAUUAAUAUCCUUUUUUUUUAAACCAUCUGUACUUGGAAGGAAGAAGCUUCCAGGGCUUUGCUGGAGGUGCAGGUCAGCACUGCCACACGUGUUCAGCUGCACUAAUGGGAAAGCAAUUUGCAGCUGCUCUGCCAUUCCUGGUGUUUGUUUCCAUUUGGAUUUCAUUGCUCUUGCCUUCUAUAUUGUGUACCCGAGGAUCUGGGCUCAGCUGUGAGCUCUGAAAUAUAAAAACAUAUAGCAGAAUAAAAAACACUUCAUCAUGCCUGGCUUUUUGUUCUUCCCUGGUUUUAUGCUUUCUUUUGAACCACAACCUAGUCUUUCCCUGCCUUCACCGUAAGGCCAGCCAAAAUUCCCUUGUUCAACUGUGGAAUUGUAUAAUCUCAGCUCUCUGUUGUCAGAACAAGACGUGUAUGUGAGAACCAAUAUCCAUAAUAGCACUGUCCUAGGAUAUGCAUUUUUUCCAGCUAACAUCUUUAGUGAUUGUAUUAAAUGAUGUUCACAUUUCCUCUGUUAGCUCUGUCUGCAGUUGGGUGGGCGGAUCGGGCCUCUCUACAGCCAUUUGUUGGCCUUGGUCUGUCCCAGGCUGAGGUGCUGGAUGGGAGCACUCGGAGAUCCUGUUUGUAGGCACCCUCGUGUUCCUGUGUGACAGGAGGGCGUGACUUGACUGUGGUAGUGACAUUUCAGAGCAGCCCCCAGGGUCGCUGUGAGGUCGCUGUGUCUCUUGGCGGACGUGGGGCCACACGUGGGAUCGGGUCUGCAGGGCACCAGUGGCACUUGGCAUCAUUUCUCUUUUCACAAGUUGCUCGUUUUCUCAGGUUGCACAAACCAAAUGCAGUCUAGUUUUGCUCCCCAGUGUUGUGUUGCUGUUCCUGUUUGAGCCCUGUAAUUGUUAAUGUGUCAGGCACAAUGGUUGAUUUCUGCAUCUGUCGCACGAAGCUGCUUGGAGAGGCUUUCCGUGGAAGUACCUUUAGGAGGCCUUCAGUUAUCCCUGGGUUUCUUUUCCUCUUGUACCACUUCCCGUGGAGCAGGUGGUGUGAGGAGGGACAGGGUCACAGGGCUGGUUCAACACUGCCCAGCUCCUCUGGGGGGUUGUACAGGCUGCAGCCAUCUCGUAGCUUCUCCUUGUUUGUGUGUUUAUUUUUCUUCCACCCCCUGUAAAUUACUUUGCAAACAGCGCAGUGGGAGAGAAACCAACAGUAGGUUUGGAGGUGAGAUGAUAGAUCACAGCGUGCUUUUCCACUGUCAAAAGCCUUUCAGUUCCUGCACAGCUGUGACACUGUUAAAUGCCUGCAAAUGUCUUCAAGUGGAGAAAGCAUUUCAUUGCAGUCUUUUCCCCUCACUUAGGAAUUCCUGAGAUUUUUGAGAAUAUUAGUUUUGGAAGAUCAGAUCCCACUAUAUUUUUAUAGCAAGCACAACAGCACUGGCUUAUCCUUGCUUGACCAGGUAUUUCAAAUAAGCAAGACCAGAAUAUCCCAGAGUAAAUGGCACGUUAAAACUAUGUUGGUAAUUGCGGGAAAGCUCAUCUGUAUUUAUAAAAUAAACCCGAUUAGUAUCUCUCAA